Paramisgurnus dabryanus is the source of this 1969-nucleotide messenger RNA. NCBI's taxonomy places the organism in Eukaryota, Metazoa, Chordata, Actinopteri, Cypriniformes, Cobitidae. The record is from RefSeq and is a predicted model, not a curated record.
UUCAAAAUGUCUGAGGGUCGCAAUAGAAAAGGUGUCUACAAAUUUUAGGUCAAGAAGAGAAAGGACUCUGACGAUAGAAACAAGACCAGUGUUUUUGGGAGAGUAACGUUAUUUCAUACGCUGGCGUGUGCUAAAAGCACAGGUUGGGCCUCCCACUGAUGCCUCAGUGGCGAAGUUUCUACUCGACAGGUUCUGAUCAUUAGCAGAAAUCGUGGUAUGGACUGGAAGUAAUCACAGCAAGAAAUGGAGAAGACAACGUUCAGGAUAAUUGUACAUGACACUGAUAUCAGGAAAAUUACUCUUACUGGGAAGCCAAAGACCCUUGAUUCACUUGUUCAACAGCUUGAGGUGGUGUUGGAUCUUCAGUACAAGUUCUCCCUUCAGUACGAGGAUCCGGAAUUCAACAAUGCUCUCGUCAACCUCACUGACAUUGCUGACCUGCUUGACAAAGCAACCUUAAAAAUCAUCCCCCUAGUGCCAGCAGCCACACCAAGCACACAAAGCUCACCAACCACAUCUACAGCAGACACAGAAAUUCUCCCUAUUUUCUCUCCUCCAAGUCGAUCCCCAUGGCCAGAGAUCUUUGAAAUUCCCAAUUUUCCUGUGGAUGUAGAGUACAGAUUACGCCAAAGAAACCUACUGUAUAUGAGAGACAAAGCAUACUUUACCGUGCCCAAGGAAAUGAAGCAUGAGAUACUUCAGAAAGUUGUGGAGACAAUUUUUACUUUCAAAUCAUUUAUCACUGAUGAAGAGUGCCAAGAUGUUGCACGUGCACUGAUUAACAAACAUCCAUGUCUCACUGAACCAGCCUCCUCCACUGGAUGCGGAGCCUGGAAAAAUAGCAUCAAGUUCAAAGUUGCCAAUUAUCGCAGGAAACUGCGCAGAGCUGGAUGUGUAGACGUAGCUGUAAAUCAAGGACAAAGAAGCGGAACACCUCAAAGAAGUGCUAAAAAACCCAAACGAUGUGAAGUCAAUUUUCUUCCCAAUUUUCCUAAUGGUGAAGAUGAGAACAGCCUGGAGUCCAAACGACAGGAACUUGUAGAGGAGAUGAAGAAACGGUGUCCAACUGCUACUUUGAUAUCCAAGAUUAUGGACAGCACAUAUGCCUUGAGAAGACAGGAGUUGGUGAACUCUGAACCUCCAGUGAAGGACACAAUAGAGAGGUGGCCUGCACUCUUUACAGAAAGUCAGGUUAUAGCAGAGUUCUGUCGCUUAACCAGCAAGAACCUCAAAAUUGAGUUUUUUAAAGAACUGGACAAAUACACUCCUCGCUGUCUUGACAUUUUCAAGUCCAAGGGUGGACGUGCCGGCCAGACACUUAAGGCGUAUUUGCAUCAAGUCGCACCGGGGAAUACAGAUGUUACUGCUAAGCGAACAGCAGUCCUCCGUGGCCUUCCCAUCCUACUUGGAGAUGAGAACAAAGACUUCUUCAAGACAUGCUUUGACUGUGAUGAACCGGACCUUGCCAACACCUCCAUUGGGAUCCUAACUGUAAUCCCUGAAGGUACCCCACCUCUUCCUGACUCGCUGAAUCUGGAGUCUUCAGCAACUGCUCUUAUUCUAGAGGGCACGAUUGUCAUGGAUCAUCUGGAAAAUCUUCCAGCUGCAUUUUGCCAACUGUUCGGGCUUAUUUAUGCCCUGAAUUUGAAAUACCCGGAACAGAUUAAGAACACGAUGGACUUUAUCCAAAGAGUUCUACUCUCACUGGGUCACAAGACUUUAAGGCCCAAAAUUCAAUCACUCAAAAAUCUUCUGUGCAGUGAGUAGUGAAGUUCUUUGUUUUACAAACACACACACACACACGCACAUUUAUGGAGGUGUUUCAAUGUUUGAAAUGUUUUACAGCCUUCAUAGGCUUUUGUUGAGCCUUUUGUUUUAGAUCCGCAGUUCACUGUAUUGAUCUGUUUUGAUCAAUUGAAGUGUCUCUCCCUCUCUUCAGAUUGCUUUUCAUUUAGGGCUGCACGAUAAA